GCCUCUUGUCCCAGUUGUUGAGGCGCCGGGGUGACACACGCACACAUACCUCCUCUAGUCUACUUGUUCCUUCAAUCCACUUCCUAAUGGCUGCUCUAGGACGCACCAUCAACUUCUCUAAUGGGAGGUCAAUCCCGAUACUUGGUCUGGGAACAUGGAAAUCUAAGCCAGGAGAGGUGACGGCAGCGGUGAAGGACGCCGUCACAGCUGGCUACCGUCACAUUGACUGUGCUCACGUGUACUGCAAUGAACCUGAGGUGGGAGUUGCCAUCACUGCUCUCAUCAAGGACGGUACUGUCACCAGGGAUGAACUCUUCAUCACCAGCAAGGUGUGGAAUACUUUCCACGCGAAGUCGUCUGUGCUGCCAGCCCUCAAGACCACCCUGGCAAACCUCGGCCUCGACUACCUUGACCUCUACCUCAUGCACUGCCCCAUGGGCUUCAAGGAAGGAGGUGAUCUCUUCCCAGUUGACUCGACUGGGAAGAAACUCUACAGUGACAUCGAUUACGUGGAAACUUGGGAAGCAAUGGAGGAGUGUGUGAAGUUGGGCCUCACCAGGUCCAUCGGGGUCUCCAACUUCAACAAGAAACAACUGGAACGUGUUCUUAAGGUGGCCAAGGUCCCCAUUGCUAACAGUCAGAUCGAAGUACACCCCUAUCUGCCCCAGAAUAAAUUGAUUGAAUUUUGCAAGAGUAAAGACAUCACUGUUACAGCCUACAGUCCUCUUGGGUCCCCAGAUAGGUGAGUACUGGCUGUGGAGGUGGGUCAGUACUCUCAAACUUA
Molecule: messenger RNA, 784 nt
Organism: Cherax quadricarinatus
Lineage: Eukaryota; Metazoa; Arthropoda; Malacostraca; Decapoda; Parastacidae
Source: RefSeq, a predicted model, not a curated record